AUGGCUGAUACUUGCACAACGCCCGCCGGUGGGAAGCCGUUUUCCUUUGGCCUGGAGCCCAAGACACUUGCCAUAGCUGCAACGCUCUUGGCUUCGUCGCCAUUCUUCCUCGUCGUUUUUGUCCCCAUCAUCGUCCGCCGAAUCGGUCGCUUUCUAGGUUUCACCUUGCGAAAGAAAACAGAUGGUCGCCGUGCACAACUCCUCUCCGUUAUGGAUCAAGAGGACCAAGAAUACUGGAAAGAGAACCCCAAACUGAAAACGAGCUCUAGCGGGGAGUGGGAAGCUGUCCAAACUACUGGUACCGACCUCAAGGCAACCACCAAAGAUGGCAAGCCACAGAAGGACUGGGAUGGCAUUAUUGGAUUCUUCCACCCUUUUUGCAAUGCUGGAGGCGGCGGAGAACGAGUACUCUGGGCUGCCAUUCGCGCGACACAGGAUCGCUGGCCGAAGGCCAAGUGUGUGGUGUACACUGGCGAUCAUGACGUGACCAAGGACGAUAUAUUGCAUCGCGUGGAGAGCAGGUUUAAUAUUCAGCUGCAUGCGCCGACCGUCCAGUUCCUUUACCUUUCCAAAAGACAUUGGGUUCUUGCUUCGAGUUGGCCGCACUUUACCUUGCUCGGGCAGUCGAUUGGCUCCAUACUUUUGGCUUGGGAUGCCUUUUCUCUACUGGUUCCGGAUAUUUUCAUUGACACCAUGGGAUACGCAUUCGCCCUGGGUUUGUCCAAGUUUCUGUUUCCAAAGAUCCCUACUGGCGCAUAUGUGCACUACCCUACUAUUUCCACCGACAUGCUUGAUUCUCUCGACCCGACGUCUGUGGUGGGCUCACAAGGUGUGAAUGCUGGCCAGGGCCAGGGAACUCGUGGUCUUGCCAAGAAGACAUACUGGCACCUCUUUGCAAAGGUAUAUUCAUGGGUUGGCUCGUCGAUUGACGUUGUCAUGACCAACUCUACCUGGACACAGGCACACGUCAAGAGUUUGUGGGGUCCAUAUCGAGUUCAAAAGGAUCGAAACAACCCUAUUGCAGUUGUGUACCCGCCCGUCGCAGUUCGCGAGCUGGAACAAGAGGUGGAAGUAUCGGAGGCGAGUGAGAAGAAGCGAGAGCAGGUCCUCGUCUAUAUUGCGCAGUUCCGACCCGAGAAGAACCACCAACUCAUCUUGCAAUCCUUUGCAAAAUUCCUAAAGUCCAAAACCAAGGCUGCCGAGAAGGCCCGCCUGGUCCUUAUUGGAAGCGUCCGAGAUGACCAAGACUCCAAAAAGGUGUACCAACUACGACUCCUUGCUAACGAGCUCGGGAUCAAGGACCAAGUGGAAUUCCAUCUUGACGCUUCGUGGCCAGAGAUUCUCGAGUGGCUGAGGAGGGCCUCUGUUGGUGUCAACGGCAUGUGGAAUGAGCAUUUUGGCAUCGGAGUAGUUGAGUACCAAGCAGCAGGUCUCAUUUCGGUUGUCCACAAUAGCGGUGGACCAAAGCUCGACAUUGUAAUCGAGGUGGACGGUGAACCAACUGGUUAUCACGCAACCAACGAAGAAGAAUUCGCCGAAGGCUUUGAGAAUGCCCUGUCCCAGUCCAAUCCACUCGCCAUGCGCAAACGUGCUCGCAAAUCAGCGACAAGAUUCACAGAAGAAGAAUUUGCCAAGAAAUGGAUUUAUGAAACAAGCCGCCUGGUAGCAAUGAGAAAAUAA
This is a messenger RNA of Pochonia chlamydosporia 170, 1680 nucleotides long. Its product is annotated as alpha-1,2-mannosyltransferase alg-11. Gene Ontology annotation, molecular function: GDP-Man:Man(3)GlcNAc(2)-PP-Dol alpha-1,2-mannosyltransferase activity. NCBI's taxonomy places the organism in Eukaryota, Fungi, Ascomycota, Sordariomycetes, Hypocreales, Clavicipitaceae. The coding region runs from base 1 to 1680 and encodes 559 amino acids. Gene Ontology annotation, cellular component: endoplasmic reticulum membrane. The transcript is spliced from 4 exons. Gene Ontology annotation, biological process: protein N-linked glycosylation. The record is from RefSeq and is a predicted model, not a curated record.